AUGUCUAUUUACGGGCGCGUUGUUGCCAUGUCAUCUACUAAUUUUCAAAAUACACACAGAACUGUCGGUGACAGCGAAGUAUUCGAUGAUGUGGCUGAACUGUCCAAGGGACAAGGCUCGACACUAUAUAUCAGUUACGCAUAUUGCGGGACAAUGAAAGCAGAAAAACACAGUUUUUAUUACUAUGCCCCAUGGUGUCCACAUUGCCGCCACUUCGCCCCAGAAUGGGAGCGAGUUGCCGCUUUUUAUGCCAGCACUGAUAAAGUGCAGGUUGGGGCUGUGGACUGCACGAAGUUUCGUGUGAUCUGCAAUAAUGAGAACAUAAACGGUUAUCCUGGCGUGAAAAUUCACCAUGUACCUGCAGACUCUAAGAAGGCGUCAACAAUGCCACGAGCUACCACUAGCAAGACUGUAAUUGACUGGCUAGAGAAGCAUAUGAAAGAACACGGCGUUGAUUCUGGCGUAAAUAUCAAGGUUGUGGAAGCGCAGCUAAAGAAUCUUAAAAUGGACAUCAUCGACGGAGAUGAAACGGGAAAGCCAACUUUUAACGACCAUUCUAUCGCAAUGAAGUCAAAGCGACUGCAUGAUGCAGGAGUUGCGGCGGUGUCAAUAUUCCACAAUGAUUUUUUCACGGGGUCAGAUGUACUGGAAGGAGAUAAGUAUGAGGUAGCUUUGAUGUGGGUUGAAGCCAUUUCUGCAACGUUUCCGGUAAAGCAAAAUCGGCUGGUACUCUCUUCACUUGUAAGUAUGAUGAAGACGAGCAAUCACUGGUAUUAUGCGGAUUGGAAAGUGAUGUUAGAUACGUGGAAGGAAGAAGGAAGAUACAAGACAAUCCCGAUGGAUUUAUUCUUUUUAAGUUCAGAUCGAACGUUGCUAUUUUGCAAGACGUACACGUGCAGCUUGUGGACCUUAUUUCACAGUAUGACGGUGACUGAUGCUGCAGUUAAUAGCACGGAGGCUAAAACGCACCUUUUUAUGCCAAGCAGGGUCAUGGCGGCUAUCAGACUCUUUGUGCAAAACUUUUUUGGAUGCGAAGAAUGCCGAGAGAAUUUUUUAUCAUCCAACCCGGAAAGCUUGAUCGCUAAGCUGGCUGUACGUGAUAACGAGGGUCCUCAUGCAGUAAUUAUGAGAAUGUGGAAGAUGCACAACGCUAUCAACAAAGCUAUCGAUAAAAAGCAGUGGCCUUCAAGGAUAGCGUGUCCGAUUUGCUACGUGAAAGAUGGCCAGUCUGUAUCUCUUGAACCAGAACGGCUCCAUGAGAACGAGAUCGUGGCAUAUGUUGUUAGUGCUUACGGAUACGAUGACGAGGACAUCUAUGCAAUGGGCGUCGCAUACAAUAGUACACUUGCUACACUGUGGUCUUCGGUUGACGGCUUUAAUGCAAUGAUGAUGAUAACGGGAUUCUUUGUAUUGCUGACGGUGGCAUACAAAACGAGGAGGCAGCGGAUUUUGGACCAAAACGUGUACCUUACGCGAGAUCACAUGGCAUGA
This is a messenger RNA of Plasmopara halstedii, 1491 nucleotides long. RefSeq names its product protein disulfide-isomerase domain. NCBI's taxonomy places the organism in Eukaryota, Oomycota, Peronosporomycetes, Peronosporales, Peronosporaceae. Gene Ontology annotation, biological process: protein folding. Gene Ontology annotation, cellular component: Golgi membrane. Gene Ontology annotation, molecular function: flavin-dependent sulfhydryl oxidase activity; protein disulfide isomerase activity. The record is from RefSeq and is a predicted model, not a curated record. The transcript has 5 exons. Bases 1 to 1491 code for a protein of 496 amino acids.